Messenger RNA from Gadus morhua (Atlantic cod), 3788 nucleotides. Its product is annotated as B-cell receptor CD22. The record is from RefSeq and is a predicted model, not a curated record. The transcript is spliced from 13 exons. Lineage: Eukaryota; Metazoa; Chordata; Actinopteri; Gadiformes; Gadidae. The coding region runs from base 218 to 2209 and encodes 663 amino acids.
GUCUGGGUGAAUAUCCUCUUCCUACUUUGCAUUUGUCUCUGAGGCCCAGCAGUGCAUGGUAUUCAUGCAGUUCAUAUUAACUGUGUAAAGAGGAAGGAAGAGCUUGAACACAUUUGUUCGAGUUAUUAUCUUAAACUGCAGGCAAAGACGUUUCCACUGACUUUUUCUGUCACACCAGCUACCUCCUUCACAAACAACGCCCUGAGAGAAACAAAUUAUGAAUCUUAGAACAGCUGCAGGAGGCUUUGUAGCUUUCCUUCUGUCAGUACCAGCAUUACAGGGUUACUCUUACUGGGCAGUUACUUACCCAUCAAUCAAUAUCUGCGCUUUGAGAGGAUCAACAGUUGAAAUCCGCUGCAAUUAUGAACACCCUUCCGGAAAUACAGUGGAGAAAAUACUGUGGUUUACUAAUAAACACAAUAAGCCAGUUGAUCUGAGAGAUGAUACAGACUAUACAGGUCGUGUUGAUUACCGCUGUGGAGAGCAAAGCUGUGGGUCCUACAGCUGUACUGGAACUUGUACACUGAGCAUCAAAGACCUGAGACAGAGUGACUCUGCUGAAUACAAGUUUAGGAUUACAACAAACAAUGGAGGGAAAUAUAGUGGUGUCCCUGGAGUGAAGUUAUCUGUGACAGAUAUCCAGAUGGAAGUGGUCAUUCGUCCUAGCAGUCUUAACCCGGUACAGCUGGAAUGUCACAGCAUGUGUGAUUCAACUGGUCUGACGUACAACUGGUACAAAAAUGGAAUUCAUCAACAAUAUCAAGGAAGGUUUCACUGGUUCUACAUUAACUCAGACUACAGUGCUUCAUGUGCUGUUCAAGGAUCCAAACAUCUCCGCUCUCCAUCAGUCUACGCUCCAGAGACCCCCUCAGUGGGAUGGACUCCCCCUGGUGUAAUAAAGGAGGGCAGUUCAGUGAAUCUGACCUGCACCAGCGAGGCCAACCCAGUAGCAAAGUACACCUGGACCAAGGUUACUACAGAUCAUUCCCCCGGACACACUGACCAAGGACAACAGCUUUCCUUUCAUUCCAUCCAGUCUUCACACUCUGGACAAUAUCUCUGCACAGCUGAGAAUGACCUAGGGACAAAACCUUCCUCCCGAAUCUCUAUUGAUGUGAAAUAUGGGCCUAAAAACACAUUUGUGAGACCAAGUCCCCCUGGUGAAAUAAUGGAGGGAGGUUCAGUGACUCUGAGCUGCAGCAGUGAUGCCAACCCAGCAGCUGACUACACCUGGUUCAAGGACAACCAACCUCUGCCCUGGGAACCAAGGCGACCUUAUACCUUGGACUCAGUCAGCUCUAAAGACAGGGGAACGUACCGCUGCCACGCAGAGAACCAAUAUGGAUAUCUGGGCUCCAACUCGGUCUUCAUAGAUGUCCAGUGUGAGCGGACGACAAUAAUAAGAAAAAACUUAAAGUUAAAUAACGCUCCAAAGACCCCCUCAGUGAGCGUGAGACCCCCUGGUGAAAUAAAGGAGGGAGGUUCAGUGACUCUGAGCUGCAGCAGUGAUGCCAACCCAGCAGCUGACUACACCUGGUUCAGGGAACAUGGAGGCUCAGUGGAAGAAUUAGGAGAGAACUACACCAUCAGUAACAUCACAACUGAGCUUGGAGGAAAUUAUUACUGUGAAGCUCGUAAUGCAGUUGGACUUCAGAAUUCAACUUUGAUGUUCCUUAAUGUGACAGCCACACCACCAUCUCCAUCAUCACCAUCAUCAAUGUCUACAACUGUGGCAGCAGGAACUGUAGCUGUUUUACUGGCCACCAUGCUCCUCGUCAUCUUCCUCUGGAUGAGAAGAAAGAGGGCUUCUAGGAAAGCGCGUGGCCAGGGAGGAAGGCCAGAUACCAGGGAGGAGUCUCCUCCGUGUCCUGUGUAUUACAACGUCUCAGCUCUGACCAAUCGCUCGGCUUCUGCAGCACAGAGAGAACCAAUAGAAGAGCAGGAUGACCCUCACUAUGCCAGCAUCCACAUCUCUCGCUCUAAGAACCAGGAAGUGCCUCGUGGGUUUGCUGGUUCUCUGGUAGAGUCUGAUCAUACAGAGCAGGUCCUUUACUCUGCCAUCAACCUUAAAAGACCCAAGGCUGUCCCUGAAAGAAAGAUGGCUUCCAGAAACCAUGUGCCCAGGGAGGAAGGCCAGACACUGGGGUGGAGCUCUGACUAUUCGAUCGGCUCAGAGAGCACGGAGAGAAGCAAAGGAAGGGCAGGAUGACCUUCACUAUCCACCCACAUCUCUCGCUAAGAGAACCGAAAGUGCCUCAACGUCCUGUGGGAUCCCCCCGUCAGAUCAGAUCAGAUAGACCAGGUCCUUUACUCUCUGGUCUACUCUCCAAGACCCAACGCUGUCCCUGGGGACACUGACCAGACCUCGGAAUUGUAAAGCAUACUUUAUUUAGAUGAUGAGUGAUCUGCAUCAUAGUGCUAUGGAUUGAUCCUGGUCAAAUCAUGAAAUGCACAAGCCUAACCCAGGUUUGAAAAACACGUGUUUAGCUUUAUGGGUUUUAUAUCUACAUGCUAUUGUAUGAUUCAUUGGCCAUUUUGGGCGACCAGGUUAUAGCAAUCUUGCAACCACCACCACUACCAAAAUCUGAUAGGAGUGAGUGGGAAUGGUUUGUGCAAGACAGUGACAACCUGAACUGCUGUAUAUGCCUCCCCUAAAUGAAUACAAAAGUUGGGCGGCACUCAGUUGAAUCUACACCACCUGCUCAUUGCCUGAAUGUACUGCACAUGUGAGGGGAGGUCUUAAUGAGAGCUCAACCUACUCAACUUGUACAUUGGUUUGUAUGGUAGAUAGCUCCCUCUAUAGGCUACAUACAGCUAUUGCACAUAUUUCCACUGCUUGGCUGAUUUGGUUACCAGGUCACCUGCUGAUGUGAUACACCUGUCAAUUAUGUAGUAAAGCCAGGCACUGGAUAUGAUCAGAAGAAAUUAUUUAAUUAGUCUGACUAUUAUAUUAGAUUUAUAAGUAAGACUAGAGAUAUCCUGGUUUUCAAAAAAUAAAUUAUACUGUUUUUCCUUAAUGGGGUACCCUUUAAUGUUUUGGACCAAAUCACUAUUUACCAUUUUGGAUUUAUUCUUCCAAAGAAUUGUAAGGGUUGAAAUUUUAUCAUGUCAACGCCAUUUAACAACUCCCGUUCGAAAAACGAACAACUUGUAGCCCCCCACACACACAAACACACACACACACACACACACACACACACACACACACACACACACACACACACACACACACACACACACACACACACACACACACACACACACACACACACACACACACACGCACACACACACAAAAUAAUAAAUGUGGAAGGCUUGUAUGGGACUCGGGUGCGGGGUUGCAAAAAAUGAUGACCAUCCUGAUAACGGGACCACACAAAACAAUGAGAGAAAAAUUAUGGACCGAACGAGAAAUCGAGAGAAAGACGGAAAAACAAAUGAUGGAGGGAUAAACCAUCCUGACCACGUGAUACACAUGAUGAAAAUGAUGUUGAGAACAUCAGACACCCAAAAUAGAGGAUGAGAAAAACAAUGGAGAAAACGAGGUAAUCGAGAAAAAAGAGUAUGAAUUUAAUUGUACUUUUCAUCUUCCAUCUCUCUGUCUCUCUGGGAGGCCCACCCAACUGACAAACAUGGCCAACGCUUUUCACUGUUUAGUCUGUUUUUUUCUGAUAUUGAAAAUGUACAGCUCUGAUCUGAUGGAUUUCAACCUCUCUAUUUUGCUCAAUAUAUCAAUCGUUUAUGUGUAGGAAUCAGAAUCUUGUUAAAUAAAUAUGUAUCACGAAGAA